UUUUUGCCAAUUCUUUAAAUAUAUGAUCUGUUCUCUUGCAUCAUGCUUGAACUUCGCUCCAAAAACUAGAGGCGACACGGAACAUGCGUGUUCGGCCUCGAAGGGUCCUGGUUAGUUCGGGAAGCGCAUGUCAGUAGCGACGCUAAAUUACGUGGUGUGCCAGUUUUCUGGAUUUCCUAGCUGCGUGCAGAUCGAUAGCUCCCCACAUGUGGCCGCAUACCGACCAGUAUACCGACGUUGCUUACUACAAUGGAGAAGGGAGUUAACAGAACGUAAGACUGGAUAGAUAACGGUAUAUUCGUCGAGAGGAAGAGACGCGUGCACGCGGAGUCUACAGCAGUUCUGUGCGAAUCGGCAGACACGCAACUACCUUCAGAGCUUUGGUGAUCAGUAUAUACGAUUGCCGCUGUUCCGUCGAUAGUUCGCUCUACGGCCUCUGCGACAUUAGCCAUGAUUCUAGACAGGACACGGCUGACAUACGUAUCCGCAGCCGUUGUUGGCGCCGGCACGGUAGUCGUCUUCUUUUGGUGGUGGUGGACAAAAAGGCAAAAGGAUAGACCACCCUCAGAAUGGCGAAAGGUUGGCGAAUUGAGCGACCUGUUCGUGUAUCCGGUUAAGUCGCUCGGCCUUGUUCGAGUGAACUCAAUGGAGUGCACGAAAUUGGGCCUGAAAUCUGGCUGGCUUAGGGACCGAACUUUGAUGGUCAUCGACUUGAAUGGACACUUCGUUACUGCCAGACAGUGGCCAAAGAUGGUUCAGGUGAUACCUAGCAUCUCUGGAUCGAUUCUCACAUUGUCCGCUCCGGGAAUGAUGUCUACGUCUAUCGAUUUGUCGCAACUCCAAGGCAAAGGAUUUCGCGUCGCGGUCUGGGGUCAACCUGUAUCUGCCUGCGAUUGUGGCGAAGAAUCUGCCAGAUGGUUAUCUCGCUUUCUUCUUCAAGAGGACACUGGGUUCAGAUUGGUUUACUAUCCUUUAGAUUAUCCAACAAGAGAGAUCAGGACGAGAGGCAAGAUUUUUUCAGUAACAAGUGACGAUACUGGUGCCUAUCCAGAUGCCACUAGCUAUUGUUUAAUAAACGAAAGUUCAGUGACUGACUUGAAUAGUCGACUAGAAGAUCCAGUCACGCCAGAUCGGUUUCGGCCAAAUUUCGUGGUUAAGGGCGCCAACCCUUACGAGGAGGACACUUGGGGUUGGAUAAAGAUAGGUGAUAACAUUUUCAAGUCUGUUAUGCCUUGUACGAGAUGUAUCCUAACUACCGUCGAUUCCGAAACUGGUACAAAACAUCCGAAGGCUGAGCCUUUGAAGACUCUGAAGAGUUACAGACAAAUAAUGGAUCCAAAUGUUCGCCCGCUAGUUGGCGAGAGUCCAGUGAUGGGAAUUCACCUGGGAUUGAGAAGUCCCAAUGGCACCAUCCGAAUAGGGGAUCCAGUUUACGUCAGCGUGCCUAAGGAGCAACCGAUAUUGAUAUCACCUCCCUAGCUACACCGAUGGGCUUCGUGCGAAGACGAAAUUUUCGUCUACAAGGAAGCCACGAGAUCUCUGAAGGAGGAGACUUUGUUAAAGAAUUUAACAAACAGAGAAAACGCAUAGCAUCGAGCCUAAAAUCGCGUCUCUGAUCGUUGAACAGGGCCUAAAAAGUUAGAACGGACAUUGUUUCUUCAAACAAAUUGCUAUUUUCUCGAUUAGAGAAUGAUUUAAAUGACGCGAUAGUCGCGUGAUAACAAUAAUUCAAACCGUUUUGCCAAGUGUAUUCUUCGCUUUAAAGUUGAAGCGUUCAUCGCCUGAGAUAAUUUGCGAAGAGAAUCGAUGGUUCUCAAAUAUCGUAUUUUUGCUAGAUGUUGAUCAUGAAUCAAUGAGGAUAAUAAACGUGCUGGGAGACGUGUUUGUUAUUUGCUCAUAUUUGUAUCGAGUAUAUUGUUGCGAGGAAUAAACGAGUUGCAAGGGAA
This is a messenger RNA of Bombus pyrosoma, 1946 nucleotides long. RefSeq names its product mitochondrial amidoxime-reducing component 1 (gene Marc). Bases 451 to 1479 code for a protein of 342 amino acids. The record is from RefSeq and is a predicted model, not a curated record. The transcript has 5 exons. Lineage: Eukaryota; Metazoa; Arthropoda; Insecta; Hymenoptera; Apidae. Gene Ontology annotation, molecular function: catalytic activity; pyridoxal phosphate binding; molybdenum ion binding.